AUCCGCGAUGGAAGGCGCUCUGACGGUCCGCCAGAUUUCAAGUUCUGCCUAUAAAGACAGGAAUGAGGAGUAUAAAAGACAGUUCACACAUCUACCUGAAACAGAGAAGCUGAUAGCAGAUUAUGCUUGUGCUCUUCAGAGGGACAUUUUGCUUCAGGGACGACUAUACCUUUCAGAAAACUGGCUAUGUUUCUAUAGCAACAUCUUCAGAUGGGAAACUACAAUUUCUAUUGCUUUAAAGAACAUAACCUUUAUGACCAAGGAGAAGACCGCUCGACUCAUCCCAAAUGCUAUCCAGAUCUUUACAGAGGGUGAAAAGUUUUUCUUCACAUCUUUUGCUGCCAGGGAUAGAAGUUACCUCAGUAUCUUUAGGUUGUGGCAGAACGUACUGUUAGACAAGAGCUUGACCAGACAGGAAUUCUGGCAGCUGCUCCAGCAGAACUGUGGCACUGAGCUAGGCUUAAAUGCUGAAGAGAUGGAGAACUUGUCCCUGUUGAUUGAGGAUAAUGUGCAGCCAAGAAGUCCAAGAAGAAGCAGCUUGGAUGGCUGUGGGCAGAGAGAUGAAAAAUUAUCCAAGCCAAUCAGUUUUACCCGUGAAUCAAUUAGUCGGGUUUCAGAAGCAGAGUCAAUUGAUGGAAAUCCACAAAAAGGGGGGUUAGGGAAAGAGGAACCCCAAAGUGAGAAACAGAUCAAAAGCCCUUCACUAACUUCAGAAAAGAGGUUAAGUAGACUGUCAUCAAAAUCACUGGACUUGAAUAAAAAUGAAUAUCUUUCUUUGGACAAAAGCAGCACUUCAGAUUCUGUUGAUGAAGAAAAUAUUCCUGAGAAAGAUCUUCAUGGAAGACUUUAUAUCAACCGUGUUUUUCGUAUCAGUGCUGAGAGAAUGUUUGAAUUGCUGUUCACCAGUUCACGCUUUAUGCAGAUAUUUGCCAGUUCCAGAAAUAUAAUAGAUGUAGUAUCUACCCCUUGGAAUGUAGAACCUGGAGGUGACCAACUGAGAACCAUGACCUACACUAUAGUCCUUAAUAAUCCACUAACUGGAAAGUGCACCACGGCCACUGAAAAGCAGAGACUGUAUAAAGAAAGUCGGGAAGCACAAUUUUAUUUGGUAGAUUCAGAAGUGCUGACACACGACGUCCCCUACCAUGAUUACUUCUAUACUCUGAACAGAUACUAUAUCAUCCGAUCUUCAAAGCAGAAAUGCCGGUUGAGAGUUUCAACAGAUUUGAAAUACAAAAAACAACCAUGGGCCAUUGUCAAAUCUUUAAUUGAGAAGAAUUCCUGGAGUUCCUUGGCGGACUAUUUCAAACAGCUUGAAUCAGAUUUGUUAACGGAAGAAUCUAUGGUAAAUCAGUCCAUUGAAGACCCUGGAAAACUUAGUGGCCUGCGAAGGAGAAGGCGAACAGUCAACAGAACAGCAGAAACAGCUGCUAAACUUUCUUCUCAGCGUUCUUCUGGAGACCUGGGCUUAGAUGCCAAAGGGGAUAUUACAGGAAAGAAAAAGGAAAUUGAAAGCUAUAACACCGUCCUUAUUGUGGUGAUGAGUAUUUUUUUGCUGUUGCUGGUUUUAUUGAAUGUGACGCUGUUUCUGAAGCUGUCAAAGAUAGAGUAUGCUGCUCAGUCCUUUUACCGUCUUCACCUCCAGGAAGAGAAAUCUGUAAAUUUAGCCUCUGAUAUGGCGUCAAGAGCAGAAAAUAUUCAAAAGAGCAAAGAUCAGGCCCAUCGCUUAAAAGGAGUGCUCCAGGACUCCAUCGUGAUGCUGGAACAGUUGAAGAGCUCACUCAUUAUGCUUCAGAGAACCUUUGAUCUACUAAAUAAGAACAAGACAGGCAUGGCUGUCCAAAGCUAGUGAUCUUAAGGACCAAAAUUAUAGAGAUAUGUGGAACCAAAAGAAAACGUCUUGAAGAAAACCAGAGGGUGAAGGAUUUGAAUUGUCAUAGGAACAUUUCCAUAUUUUCUCAUUAUUUGUACUUCUAAUAUGAACAUUCUUUUUAAUAACAUUUAUUGGAGAAUUAGUCUCUGAUGGUCUUAAGAAUCCAUCCUUUCAUUUCUUAUACAUAAUUCUAAGCUGUGAAUUUCUCCAGUGAAGCGUGAAAUAUAUUGUGGAUUUGAAUUUCUAUGAUACAAAAAGAAAAUGAGACAUUCUGAACUGAGUGGUAUGGCAUCAUUUUCACAGUGAGAUUUGAAGUUUGACGCUUUAAGUUUAUCUGUUAGCACAGAAUCAGUAUGUGUCCAAUAGGCUGCUUUCACAGUUGA
This is a messenger RNA of Eubalaena glacialis (North Atlantic right whale), 2256 nucleotides long. RefSeq names its product GRAM domain containing 1C (gene GRAMD1C). Bases 8 to 1849 code for a protein of 613 amino acids. Lineage: Eukaryota; Metazoa; Chordata; Mammalia; Artiodactyla; Balaenidae. Gene Ontology annotation, biological process: intracellular sterol transport. The transcript is spliced from 17 exons. The record is from RefSeq and is a predicted model, not a curated record. Gene Ontology annotation, cellular component: endoplasmic reticulum-plasma membrane contact site; plasma membrane; endoplasmic reticulum membrane. Gene Ontology annotation, molecular function: sterol transfer activity; sterol binding.